Molecule: messenger RNA, 2489 nt
Organism: Chlorocebus sabaeus (green monkey)
Lineage: Eukaryota; Metazoa; Chordata; Mammalia; Primates; Cercopithecidae
Gene: TCP1
Product: t-complex 1
Biological process (GO): protein folding
Molecular function (GO): ATP binding; ATP hydrolysis activity; ATP-dependent protein folding chaperone
Source: RefSeq, a predicted model, not a curated record
UGCCGAUCCCGCCCCUUCCCGAGAGCCUCACUUCCGGCACACUCCCGUUUCUCUUCCUGUUGCCCCCGCCUCUUUUUCCUUCCCGCCGUGCCCCGCGGCCUGGCCGGGGCAGCCGGGAAGCGGGUAGAGCGGUGUUACCCAGCAGCUCCUGGGGCAUCGCUCGGGUACCCUCCACGCCGUCGCAGCCACUGUUGUGGUCGCCGGUCAGCCGAGGGACCGCGAUACUGGUUGCCCGCGUUGUGAGCAGAAUUCAACGUGUAUCGCUGCCGCGAAGAUGGAGGGGCCUUUGUCCGUGUUCGGUGACCGCAGCACUGGGGAAGCGAUCCGCUCCCAGAACGUUAUGGCUGCAGCUUCGAUUGCCAAUAUUGUAAAAAGUUCUCUUGGUCCUGUUGGCUUGGAUAAAAUGCUGGUGGAUGAUAUCGGUGAUGUGACCAUUACUAACGAUGGUGCAACCAUCCUCAAGUUACUGGAAGUUGAACAUCCUGCAGCUAAAGUUCUUUGUGAGCUGGCUGAUCUGCAAGACAAAGAAGUUGGAGAUGGAACUACAUCAGUGGUUAUUAUUGCCGCAGAACUCCUAAAAAAUGCAGAUGAAUUAGUCAAACAGAAAAUUCAUCCCACAUCAGUUAUUAGUGGCUAUCGACUUGCUUGCAAGGAAGCAGUGCGUUAUAUCAAUGAAAACCUAAUUGUUAACACAGAUGAACUGGGAAGAGAUUGCCUGAUUAAUGCUGCUAAGACAUCCAUGUCUUCCAAAAUCAUUGGAAUAAAUGGUGAUUUCUUUGCUAACAUGGUGGUAGAUGCUGUACUUGCUAUUAAAUACACAGACACAAGAGGCCAGCCACGCUAUCCAGUCAAUUCUGUUAAUAUUUUGAAAGCCCAUGGGAGAAGUCAAACGGAGAGUAUGCUCAUCAGUGGCUAUGCACUCAACUGUGUGGUGGGAUCCCAGGGCAUGCCCAAGAGAAUCGUAAAUGCAAAAAUUGCUUGCCUUGACUUUAGCCUGCAAAAAACAAAAAUGAAGCUUGGUGUACAGGUGGUCAUUACAGACCCUGAAAAACUGGACCAAAUUAGACAGAGAGAAUCAGAUAUUACCAAGGAGAGAAUUCAGAAGAUCCUGGCGACUGGUGCCAAUGUUAUUCUAACCACUGGUGGAAUUGAUGAUAUGUGUCUGAAGUAUUUUGUGGAGGCUGGUGCUAUGGCAGUUAGAAGAGUUUUAAAAAGGGACCUUAAACGCAUUGCGAAAGCUUCUGGAGCAACUAUUCUGUCAACCCUGGCCAAUUUGGAAGGUGAAGAAACUUUUGAAGCUGCAAUGUUGGGACAGGCAGAAGAAGUGGUACAGGAGAGAAUUUGUGAUGAUGAGCUGAUCUUAAUCAAAAACACUAAGGCUCGUACAUCUGCAUCGAUUAUCUUACGUGGGGCAAAUGAUUUCAUGUGUGAUGAGAUGGAGCGCUCUUUACAUGAUGCACUUUGUGUAGUGAAGAGAGUUUUGGAGUCAAAAUCCGUGGUUCCCGGUGGAGGUGCUGUAGAAGCAGCCCUUUCCAUAUACCUUGAAAACUAUGCAACCAGCAUGGGGUCUCGGGAACAGCUUGCUAUUGCAGAGUUUGCAAGAUCACUUCUUGUUAUUCCCAAUACACUAGCAGUUAAUGCUGCCCAGGACUCCACAGAUCUGGUUGCAAAAUUAAGAGCUUUUCAUAAUGAGGCUCAGGUUAACCCAGAACGUAAAAAUCUAAAAUGGAUUGGUCUUGAUUUGAGCAAUGGUAAACCUCGAGACAACAAACAAGCAGGGGUGUUUGAACCAACCAUAGUUAAAGUUAAGAGUUUGAAAUUUGCAACAGAAGCUGCAAUUACCAUUCUUCGAAUUGAUGAUCUUAUUAAAUUACAUCCAGAAAGUAAAGAUGAUAAACAUGGAAGUUAUGAAGAUGCUGUUCACUCUGGAGCCCUUAAUGAUUGAUCUGAUGUCUCUUUUAUUUAUAACAAUGUUAAAUGCAAUUGUCUUGUACCUUGACUUAAGUAUUACACAUUAAAGUACAACAAGCUGUAAACUUGGGUUUUUGUCAUAUAGGAAAUGGUUUCCAUCUGUGUUUUGGUCCUUUGAUUUCACAUAUAACAACCUAGUACUUUAUUAGUUUAAAAAGAAAUUGAGGUGGUUCAAAGUUUAAGCAAUUCAUCCUCUCUGAACACACAUUGCUAUUCCCAUCCCACCCCCAAUGCACAGGGCCGCAACACCACGAAUUCCGCCUGUUCUCUCCAGUGUGUGUAACAGGGUCACAAGAAUUCGACAGCCAGAUGCUCCAAGAGGGUGGCCCAAGGCUAUAGCCCCUCCUUCAAUGUUGACCUAAGGGGGAGAAAAGAUUUAGAUUGUUUAUUCUUCCGUGGGCACAGUUUAAAAUCCUAAACUUGUCUUUUUCCUCUUAAUGUAUCAGCAUGCUACCCUUUCAAACUCAAAUUUUCAUUUUAACUGUUUAGGAAUAAAUUUACACCUUUGUGAAAAUUCA